This is a messenger RNA of Ilex paraguariensis (yerba mate), 555 nucleotides long. The record is from the annotation of a GenBank genome assembly. NCBI's taxonomy places the organism in Eukaryota, Viridiplantae, Streptophyta, Magnoliopsida, Aquifoliales, Aquifoliaceae.
AUGGCUGAUGGAACUCGUCUGUCUCAACUUUCGGAGGCACUUUCUCAAUUGCGCGCCGAGAAUGCUUCCAUUCGUGAGAACCAGACCCAGUUAUCCCAUGCCCAAAACAAACAACAGCAUUUGUUGGAAGAAAUUAUUCAACAAGUCGCGAGUUUAGCCACCAGUUACAAUACAUUAACCCAAUCCUUGACCCACCAACCCAACCCCACAAAUCCCAAUGACCAUGAAGCCAGUAACCCACCCACUUCCCCUCUGAACCAUCACAACCCACUCUUUGAAACACCGACUGGAAUUCAAGGUCCUCACACAAAAGGAUUGUUGGUUCACCUCUUGCAGGCAGAUUCUUCCACAUCCACUCCUGAGGUGCCUCUUGCCCUCCAACCGUUACUUACUACUUAUGCUGACGUCUUUCGGGAACCCACCAGCUUACCUCCACAUCGGAGCCAAGACCACAAGAUUUCUCAACUCUCAGUCUCUCGCCCUUCUCUGAUGGUUUUCUGGGGAGUUUCAGGGUUGAGUUUUGGAGGUGGUGGUGACGACUUCAGAGGUGGAUAG